Messenger RNA from Syngnathus acus (greater pipefish), 2121 nucleotides. It is a transcript of the gene camk2b1, whose product is annotated as calcium/calmodulin-dependent protein kinase (CaM kinase) II beta 1. Gene Ontology annotation, molecular function: ATP binding; calmodulin binding; calcium/calmodulin-dependent protein kinase activity. The record is from RefSeq and is a predicted model, not a curated record. NCBI's taxonomy places the organism in Eukaryota, Metazoa, Chordata, Actinopteri, Syngnathiformes, Syngnathidae. Gene Ontology annotation, biological process: protein phosphorylation. Bases 265 to 1938 code for a protein of 557 amino acids. Gene Ontology annotation, cellular component: neuron projection; cytoplasm. The transcript is spliced from 22 exons.
UCAGACCGAAAGAGAGAGAGAGAAAGUGAGAGAUAGGAAGAGCCCUUCCGUGCUCCGCUCGGUGUUUCCCGAUUAAACCUCGCCCUCACUCGGCCUCGCCUCUUCCUCCAGUGCCGGACGACUUUUUUUAGUAUCUACUGGGCGGACCUGGUGUGUGUGUCUCUGUGUGUGGUUUUUUUUUUUACCCUCACCGGCCGACAGAAACAUUUUACCGGGGGCGGGGAGGCAAACAAGAAGACAGAAGAAGAAGGAGAAGCGGGAAAUAUGGCUACGACAACCUGUACAAGAUUCACGGACGAGUAUCAACUCUAUGAGGAGCUUGGCAAGGGCGCCUUUUCAGUGGUGCGUCGAUGCGUGAAGCUAUGCACGGGACAGGAGCAUGCGGCCAAAAUCAUCAACACCAAAAAGUUAUCGGCCAGAGAUCACCAGAAGUUGGAACGAGAGGCUCGCAUCUGUCGCCUGCUCAAACAUCCCAACAUCGUUCGUCUUCAUGACAGCAUAUCAGAGGAGGGCUUCCACUAUCUGCUCUUUGACUUGGUGACCGGAGGUGAAUUGUUUGAAGACAUCGUCGCCCGAGAAUACUACAGUGAGGCCGACGCCAGCCACUGCAUCCAGCAGAUCCUGGAGGCCGUGCUUCACUGCCAUCAAAUGGGGGUUGUUCACCGAGACCUGAAGCCAGAGAACCUGCUCCUGGCCAGCAAAUGCAAGAACGCGGCGGUGAAGCUGGCUGACUUUGGCCUGGCCAUCGAGGUGCAGGGGGAGCAGCAGGCCUGGUUUGGUUUUGCUGGUACACCAGGGUACCUGUCCCCUGAGGUCUUGAGGAAGGAGGCAUAUGGUAAACCUGUGGACAUUUGGGCCUGUGGGGUGAUCCUGUACAUCCUGCUGGUGGGUUACCCUCCUUUCUGGGACGAGGACCAGCACAAGCUGUACCAGCAGAUUAAGGCCGGAGCCUACGAUUUCCCUUCUCCAGAAUGGGACACGGUAACCCCGGAGGCCAAAAACCUGAUCAACCAGAUGCUGACCAUCAACCCGGCCAGGAGGAUCACCGCCCAGGAAGCCCUCAAGCACCCGUGGGUCUGCCAACGCUCCACGGUGGCUUCCAUGAUGCACAGACAAGAGACAGUGGAGUGCCUGAAGAAGUUCAAUGCCAGGAGGAAACUCAAGGGAGCCAUCCUCACCACCAUGCUGGUCUCUCGGAAUUUCUCCGUGGGCAGCCGGCAGACCACCGCUCCGGCCUCUGCGCUUCCGGUCUCUGUCAGCGCCGGUACCACAGCGGGUACCGCCGCGGGGUUGGUGGAACAAGCAGCCAAGACUUUGCUGAACAAGAAGGCCGACGUGAAGAAACGCAAGUCCAGCUCGACUGUGCAGUAUAUGCCUCAGACAAACAGCAAAAACAGCAUAGUCACCAGCCCCAAGGGAAACAUCCCUUCACCUGCUCUGGAGCCCCAGACCACCGUCAUCCAUAACCCGGUGGACGGGACUAAGGAAUCAUCGGACAGCAGCAACACCACUGUGGAAGAUGAAGAUGUGAAAGCCCGCAAACAGGAAAUCAUCAAGAUCACCGAGCAGCUCAUCGAGGCCAUCAACAAUGGAGAUUUCGACGCUUACGCUAAAAUCUGCGACCCGGGCUUGACUUCCUUUGAACCGGAGGCACUGGGCAAUCUGGUGGAAGGGAUGGACUUCCACAGGUUCUACUUUGACAACCUGCUGUCAAAAAACGACAAGCCGAUCCAUACCACCAUCCUGAACCCUCACGUGCACCUGAUCGGCGAAGAUGCCGCCUGCAUCGCGUACAUUCGCCUCACGCAGUUUGUGGACGGGCAGGGCCGGCCGCAAUCCAGUCAGUCUGAGGAGACCCGAGUGUGGCACCGCAGGGAGGCCAAGUGGCAGAACAUACACUUCCACUGCUCCGGAGCACCAGCCGCGCCGCUGCAGUAGUCGGGAGUGAAGAGGAGGACGACGACGACGAUAAUCAAGACACACACACACACACAAUUUGAGGCUUCACUUGUGUCACUGCACUGGAAACACUCUGUAAAGUUUGAAAUCCUUAUUGUAACAAUGAAUACUAAUUAUUAUUAUUACCCAUUUGUAUACAAUGUGUUAUUUGUACCAUGAAAA